Messenger RNA from Eutrema salsugineum, 1629 nucleotides. RefSeq lists its product as uncharacterized. Gene Ontology annotation, biological process: DNA integration. The transcript has 3 exons. Lineage: Eukaryota; Viridiplantae; Streptophyta; Magnoliopsida; Brassicales; Brassicaceae. The coding region runs from base 106 to 1629 and encodes 507 amino acids. The record is from RefSeq and is a predicted model, not a curated record. Gene Ontology annotation, molecular function: nucleic acid binding.
UCAGUCUACGGAUCAUCUUUUAAGGACUGUCUGGAUAAUCUCUGCAAGGUUCUGGCUCGCUGUGAAGAGAAACACUUGGUCCUUAACUGGGAAAAGUGUCACUUUAUGGUCAGAGAUGGGAUUGUGCUUGGACACAAGGUUUCUGCAGCUGGUAUCGAAGUGGACCGUGCGAAGAUCGACGUCAUGACGAGCUUGCCACCACCCGAUUCUGCGAAAUCGGUUAGAAGUUUUCUGGGUCAUGCAGGCUUCUAUCGUCGCUUCAUCAAAGAUUUCAGCAAGAUUGCACGCCCUCUUACUGCUCUGCUCUGCAAAGAUGCUAAGUUUGAGUUUACAGAUGAGUGCCUUGCUGCGUUCGAACAGAUCAAGCAUGCCCUGAUAAGCGCCCCCAUUGUGCAGCCUCCUGACUGGAAUUUGCCUUUUGAGGUGAUGUGUGAUGCUAGUGAUUUUGCUGUUGGUGCUGUUCUAGGACAGAAGAAGGAUAAAAAGCUUCAUGCCAUCUACUAUGCCAAGGCUGAGCCUGAGAACUUUAAGGGCUAUGCAAAGAAGAAGUUCUUGAGAGAGCUGCGAAGAUACCACUGGGAUGAGCCAUAUCUGUACAAGCACUGUUCUGAUGGGAUUUACAGAAGAUGCAUUGCAGAGUCAGAAUGCGAUGCUUGUCAGAGGAGAGGAAAGAUCAGCAAAAGACAUGAGAUGCCACAGAAUUUCAUCCUUGAGGUUGAGGUAUUCGACUGCUGGGGUAUCGAUUUCAUGGGUCCUUUUCCCUCUUCUUAUGGGAACAAGUACAUCCUGGUUGCUGUUGAUUAUGUCUCAAAGUGGGUCGAAGCCAUUGCCAGUCCCACCAACGACUCUUCAGUGGUCCUUAAGAUGUUCAAGACCAUCAUCUUUCCUCGAUUUGGAGUGCCUCGAAUUGUUAUAAGUGAUGGUGGUACUCACUUUAUUAACAAGAUUUUUGAAAAACUCCUAAGGAAGCAUGGAGUUCGUCAUCGAGUUGCCACUCCUUAUCACCCUCAGACGAGUGGACAGGUCGAAGUCUCAAAUCGACAGAUCAAAGAGAUUCUGGAGAAGACAGUGCGAAAAACUCGAAAGGAUUGGGCUGCGAAGUUGGACGAUGCACUCUGGGCGUACAGGACAGCGUUCAAAACACCUCUAGGCACCACACCUUUCCACCUGCUCUAUGGAAAGCCCUGUCACCUUCCAGUGGAGAUCGAACACAAAGCAGCCUGGGCGAUAAAGCUGAUGAAUUUCGACAUCAAGUCUGCUGCAGAGAGGAGACUGAUACAACUGAAUGAGUUGGACGAAAUCAGGUACCAUGCCUAUGAGAAUUCGAAGUUGCACAAAGAGAGGACCAAGGCGUAUCACGAUUCCAAAAUCCUCUCCAGGCAAUUCGAACCGAAUGAUCAGGUAAUUCUGUAUAAUUCUCGUUUGCAAUUGUUUCCUGGUAAACUUCGUUCUCGAUGGUCAGGUCCUUUCAUAGUCAAAGAGGUUCGCCCCUAUGGUGCUAUCGUCCUCCUCACACCAGAUGGUAGCAGGGAGUUCACAGUCAAUGGACAAAGGGUGAAGCACUACUCGGCCAAAGCUGAGAUUCCGGAUGGACAUAUCGUGCCUCUGGAUGGUGCACCUCCUGCUUGA